AUGAACAGCGGUACCUCGCUUGACGGAAUUUCCACUAUGAGUAUAUACGCGAGUGCAAAGGCCGGAAUCGAUGCCCAUACGAAGAUUCUGGCCAAGGAAGUUGCCCCAUUCAAUAUCCGCAUCCUGACUGUUGUUCUCGGAACGCUCAACACAAGCAUACCCAAUUCAGUGGCUUUGGGCAAGGCUUCCCUGCCUGAAGACUAA
Messenger RNA from Penicillium antarcticum, 204 nucleotides. RefSeq lists its product as uncharacterized. The record is from RefSeq and is a predicted model, not a curated record. The coding region runs from base 1 to 204 and encodes 67 amino acids. NCBI's taxonomy places the organism in Eukaryota, Fungi, Ascomycota, Eurotiomycetes, Eurotiales, Aspergillaceae. The transcript has 2 exons.